AUGACUUUCGACAUUGAUAUCCGCCAUAUUGGAAAUACAUUUUGUAAGAUUCACACGUGGAUUCUUUAUUUUUCGCUGGACUUUUCAGCAUGGAUUCAAGUGGCAGUCACAGUAGAGAGGUUAUGUGCUGUUUGGUACCCGGUUUCGGGUAAAUACAAAUGUUCACGACACACUGCUGUUCGUGCGAUUCAUCGCCAUAUUUCACCACUAACAACGCCAUCUAGUGUCACGCAGUCCUCGAAACUAGCCUCCAUGAGUAUUACUCUGUUUACUUUGAACUCAGUGUUUCUUGUUUGCAACAUACCAAUAAGUAUAUAUUUGAUACAGUAUGAACAUUUGAGGGAUACAUUAAAAGGGAGAGAUAGUGCAUUUUUUAACAUGAUGUGGGCCAUUGUCAACAUUCUAAUGUAUUCAAACAAUGCUAUAAGCUUUGUGUUGUACAUAUUGAGCGGAACAAAAUUUAGGAAGGAGUUUACUGCAAUGUUAUGUUGUCGAGAAUCCCAAUGAAAACAGUUUAUGUGUUUUAACAUUUUUUAAAACAUCU
Mytilus californianus (California mussel) is the source of this 544-nucleotide messenger RNA. RefSeq lists its product as uncharacterized. Gene Ontology annotation, biological process: G protein-coupled receptor signaling pathway. The transcript has 2 exons. Lineage: Eukaryota; Metazoa; Mollusca; Bivalvia; Mytilida; Mytilidae. Bases 1 to 507 code for a protein of 168 amino acids. The record is from RefSeq and is a predicted model, not a curated record. Gene Ontology annotation, molecular function: G protein-coupled receptor activity. Gene Ontology annotation, cellular component: plasma membrane.